AUGGUAACAGAACAGAAUUACACAUUCUUUAUAUCAGCUGGGGAAAAAAACACAAGCAUGCAAGCAUUAAAAAUGCUGCACACAAGCUGCUGUGUUCCGUCUGUAUAUUUUCUAAUUGUGUCUUUAGACGAUGGACUGGAAAUCUUAUUGACUCGUUUUACACAACGUUGAGGAAUGGUAUUGUGCAGUGCUGAACUUAGAGCUCUUUCUUCAGGUUCAGGUUCAGACAGCAACACUGACUAUCAAUCUUACAACGCUGUGAUUGAUCAGAAUUUUCCAUGUCCUCUUCUGAGCAAAUCAAUGAAGAAGAAUGACCUGAUAUUGUUUAUCAUAAAGAAAUCACAAGAGUGUCUCCAUGAUACCAUGGAUCUUUUCCGAGUUGAGGCUUAUUUCUUCUGGCAGAUCAUGAAAUUGUUCUGCUGUCAAAACGGAAAACUUUUGAUGUGCGAAGUCGCCUUAAUCCUCUUGAAGGGGUACGGCAUGAUUAGGAAGAAUGCAUCAAUUUUCAGCGAUGCAGUGUUCUAUAAGCUCUGGUGCAUUCCUCUCGCAAAACUCUUAUUCUCCUCUGCACCUGAUGAUGAGCACAGAGAGGCUGUGAUUAAGAUGGGAGAUGAUUUCGCCUCCAAAGGACUGACCUACAUAGCUCAUAUCUGCUACGUGGUGGCGAAAGUGGAGCUGGGCUCGCGUGAACAGUUUCGUCUGGUUGGAUGCAACCGUUUCCCAUUUGGAAUUAAAGUCCUGAAAGAAGCCAUCAUGAGAACCGAGACAUACGAAUACGUGCUGUCGCUGACAUCAGGGGUCGCCCAGCCCAACUUCCAGAUCUUCAAGUUGUGUAACACCAGCAGGCUGCACAUGAUUACACUUAAUGACAUCACGCUUGAGUACUGUGAGGCCAUCGCUAGGGCAGUCCUGUUCUUCCCAGACAGCUUCAAACGGACCUUUUUGCGAAGGGUUAUUAAGCUGUCGUGCAACCUGCAAAAGGAUUUAAAGCAGGGAUCGGAACCCGAGUGGCUGCUGGAGCUUCGGCGUCUGUGCUGUGACAAAUUAGCUGAAGCAAAGGCAAACGCUGAUGAAGAAGCAGAACAGAACUUGCCAUCUACCAGCUCUGAUGUGGCUUCUGAGAUUCAGGAGAAAUUCGACAUGGCAAACAGCCUGGAGUUCUCUGCUAACUGGUUUCCUGGUCUACACCUGCACAAUGACCCCAAGAACUUGUUUACAUCGAAGUACAGAACGGGACAAAUGCUGGGACAGGGAAGCUUCGGCGCUGUGUUCGCAGCUUUGUGUAAGGAAGAUGGGAAACAGGUGGCCAUUAAAUGUGUGAACAAGAAGCGAAACGAUAUGCUCUUACACACAACUGAAGACACCGGCAUGCUUCCUGUGGAGGUGUCUCUGUUGAAGAAGGUGUCCCAGCCACCUUGCUGCAGCAACAUAGUGAACCUGCUGGAAUGGUUUGACCUGCCCGAUGAGUUUAUCAUGGUUCUGGAGUGGCCCAGGCCCUGCAUGGACCUUAAACGUUUCAUUGAGCUUCAGAGCGGUCGUCUGACCGAAUCCCAGGCUCGAGACGUCAUGCUGCAGGUGAUUCAGGCAGUUCAGCACUGCUGUGAGCGUGGAGUUUUGCAUCGCGACAUCAAGUCCACGAAUCUUCUAAUCAAUACCGAAACACUGCAAGUCAAGCUGAUAGAUUUCGGCUGUGGUGACUUACUGAAGGACACACCAUACACAAAUUAUUCAGGCACUCCUACUUUCCGUCCUCCGGAGUGGAUAUUGCUCAAGGAGUAUAAUGGUAUUCCUGCUACUAUGUGGGCUCUGGGAAUCCUCCUGUACAACUUACUCACUGGAGAAUUCCCUUUUAUAUCAGAUCAGGACGUUGAAUCCGGGUACCUAAUAUUUAUUCCCGGUGUGUCUCAAGAUUGCUUUGAGCUGAUGCUGUGGUGUCUGGACCUCAACCCCGAUUUGCGCCCAACCUUCGAGGACUUGCUCGGGCAUGAGUGGUUCACACGGGCAGUUUAAGGACAAAGUCUAGAUUUGUCCUGAAACCCAGAUUUGCAUCCCGCUGUUUUUCCGAAUUCUGAUCUCAUUUCAGCAUGUAAGCUUCCGAAACGCCUAACUGUCUUUGUGCUCCACCAAUAAAGCACAAGGUCACACAAUGGCGGAUGCUUGCUGCUGUUGCUGUUGUGUUUGGGAUCUCCGAAUCUUCAGGACACCAGAAUACUGUGACCGCAGCUGUGUAUCGCUGAGAGAACCGUUCGUCCUACUUCAGGCUGUUUGGACUAGUGAUGUGUUGUUCGAGAUGCUUUGUCGGGGACGAGAAGAGACAAAUCCGGGAGAGACAAAUCUUCUGGACUUUACACCAAGAUCUUGAAUAGCACUAUUUUGUUCUACUGUAUAAUUGUAUAUGUCUAGAAUGACAAUAAAAAGAAUAUAACAUAA
Messenger RNA from Tachysurus fulvidraco (yellow catfish), 2430 nucleotides. Its product is annotated as serine/threonine-protein kinase pim-1-like. The transcript has 17 exons. Gene Ontology annotation, molecular function: protein serine/threonine kinase activity; ATP binding. Gene Ontology annotation, cellular component: cytoplasm. The coding region runs from base 175 to 2010 and encodes 611 amino acids. Gene Ontology annotation, biological process: protein autophosphorylation; negative regulation of apoptotic process; regulation of mitotic cell cycle. The record is from RefSeq and is a predicted model, not a curated record. NCBI's taxonomy places the organism in Eukaryota, Metazoa, Chordata, Actinopteri, Siluriformes, Bagridae.